Messenger RNA from Chlamydomonas reinhardtii, 8865 nucleotides. RefSeq lists its product as uncharacterized. Gene Ontology annotation, biological process: protein phosphorylation. The coding region runs from base 306 to 6296 and encodes 1996 amino acids. The transcript is spliced from 21 exons. The record is from RefSeq and is a predicted model, not a curated record. Gene Ontology annotation, cellular component: cytoplasm. Gene Ontology annotation, molecular function: protein serine/threonine kinase activity; ATP binding. Lineage: Eukaryota; Viridiplantae; Chlorophyta; Chlorophyceae; Chlamydomonadales; Chlamydomonadaceae.
UCUCAUGCAGUAGAGUCAUUUACUCUCCUGCUAGCGUAUGCGAGGCCGCCUUCUUGCUUACCGCGGGUCACCAGCAAGGCUCCGCAGAGCUCAACAGGCCGCAGGCGGACGAGUAAAAGAGGAAAAGGCUCACAGUCUGUUCUCACCAAGUUGUCCUCCACAUACAUGAUCAUACAAAUAUUAUGUCAUGCUAUAUUUGCAGGCAAUAAUGCUCUAACCAGUGUUAUGCGAAGCCGCUCCAGGCCGUUUAGUGGAAGGAUGCGCACGUUUUUAUUAGGGCGAUGAAUUUGGCAUAACAGCGGAAAAUGGGGUUACUAUGCUGCUUCAGUGGCGCGUCGGCGGUGCAGUCCGCAGCGCCAAGGACUGAAAAAAGCACUGCGCUUGCGGUUCCUGCAGCUGCAGCAGCACCGCAGCCAUCUAAACCGCUUUUUGAUACCUUCAAAGCAGAUUCAAUACCAGCGCUACAUGUGCCGGCGUCGGCGCUUGCAAUCGAUGCAGCACUACAUCAGCUGGAGUGUGGGCCCCAGCACGGUGCUUCAUGGUCGGAGAGACUACUUGCAGACCUAUCGAACCUGGGGAAAAGCCUCGGAACGACCAAUACCAGGCUAGUGGUGUUUGCUCGGUCGGCCGGCGCUGCGGCCUCUCCUUAUGGCGCCGGUGGGGGUGCCGGCGUGGGCGGUGGCGGCGGCGGCGGCUGCUCGGUGGCGGGUGUGUUCAGCAGCCCCAGCCAGUCGCGGGCGCCCUGGGAGCACGUGCCUCCUGUGGUGGGCUGGACACGUGCCGGGCCCCUGCACGACCUGCUGGUCACCUCGACCACCGUCUCCUCCGACCUGGCCUCGGCGGUGGUGGUCAACCGCUUCUACGACGCCCACAACGGCCCUGACGCCGCCAGCGUGGUCUCACACACAGUCCUGUCGCCCGCCGCCGCCGCCGCCGCCGAGGCCGCCUCAGCCGCCGCCGCGAGGAAGGCCGAAGCCGCUCAGGCCGCCGCGCCGCCGGCGGACGGGCACGGCCCCACCGCGGGCCUCCGCGCCCUCACCUCCAUCCUGGCGGCGACGCAGCUGCAGCAGUCAGGCACGCCGCCGGACUCGCUGCGGCCGCAUGGGGCACAGGGACAGGCGCAGGGCCAGCAGCAGCAGCAGCAGCAGCAGCAGCAACCCACCACGCUGCUGCAUCUGCGCCCGGGCGACAUGGUAGCCCUGCCUCUGGUGCGGGAGGGGCGGGUGGUGGCGGCGCUACUGCUGGCCUGGAGCGCGGCGGCGGCGGCCAGGGUCAAGCAGGGGCAGCAGGGGCAGCAGCAGCAGCAGCAGCAGGGGCCGACACGCGGUGAUGGCGGCGGCGGCGGCGGCGGUGGUGGUGGUGGCGGCAGCGUGGCGGCUGUUGUGGCGCUGGGGUAUGAGGAGCUGCGGGGGCUGCGGCGUCUGGCGGCGCUGCUGGGCGGGGGCCUGUUUGCGGAGCCCAGUGCCGUGUCGUACAUGGAGCAGGUUGCCCUGCUGCUGGCGGAGGUGAGCGCCGGCGGCCGCAGCGGCCUGCACGACGUGGUGGCGGCGCCGCUGCAGCGACUGCCGGGCAUGCUGCAGACCAGGUUCUUCUGCACCCUGCAGCCGCUGCUGGCCGCGGUGCACGGCUCCCAGCACCCCGCAGUGUUCUUCUCGCGCCGGCCGGGGGUGCCGGCGGGCGGCAGCGGCACAGCCCCACCCAGCGCGUUGCAGACGCCCGUGGCGGCCGCGACCCUCAUCCGCGACGCCUCCGGCAACAGCAACGCCGCCGCCGCCGCCAACGGCACUAGCGGGGCCGCGGUGGGUGGAGGCCCCGGCAGCCCCUUUGCCAAGAGCUCCAACAACAACUCCCUCUUCACCGCCCUCAACAGCGCCGCCGGCUUGCCUGCAGCCGACUCCCGUGCGGGCAGUCGCAAGCCCUCAGCCCGCGACCUCAACGCCCCAGGCCACCCCCAGUCCCUCCACCAGCACACGCAGCUGCCGCAGCUGGGGAGCUUGGCUGUGUCUCCCGCGGGUGGCGCCGCCGGCCCGUCACUGGCAGCGCCGGUGGGCGGCGGCGGCAGCGGCCACAUGAAUCUCCAUCACCAUCUGGCCCAACUGGCUGGGAUCCAAACCACCUCAACCGCCAACAGCAACCAACAAGCCAUGCACUCGACCAUGGACAGCAACAUCAGCGCUUUGCUGAUGAUGUCCCUGCCGGGUAUGGCGGCACAGGGUGGCGGCGGCGGCGUGGGCGCCAGUCGUGUCAAGGCGGUGCGCACCACCCUGGCACACACGCUGCUGCAACGCGCCCUGGCACAGCAGCGGCACGGCACCGCCUCCGGAGCCACAGCCGAUGACGCCGCGCUGUCCGGCCCGGCGGCGGCGGCAGCUGCCGCCGUCCUUGGCGCGGGCCGGCCACCUCCCCAACAGCAGCAACAGCAGCAGCAACAGCAGGGGCAGCCGGUGACCUGCAUGGUGGUUGCUGACGCCAGCAGCCAGGUGCUAGAGGAGGAGCUGCCGGGGCGGGAUGUGCUGCUGGCUGCCAACCUGGUGGCGGCUACUGCCGCCGGCGGGGCUGCAGCCGCAGGCGGUGCUACUGCCGGCGGCACCCUCAGCAACACGCCCACCGGCACCCUGUCUGGCGCAGCCACUGGCAUUGUCGGGGGCGGCGGCGGCGGCGGCUCCGUGGCGUGCCUGGUGCUGCUCGUUGAGGCCACCCCGCGCGGCCUCAGCCUGCAAGCUGCCAUGCACGCCACAGGUGCGGGCGCCGCCGCGGGCAGCACCCCCGUGCGCCCGCACGUGGCCACAACCACCGGCAGCAGCAGCCAGGGUCCGAGGCAGAGCAUGCACGCGCACGUCUCCACCCAACACGGCGGCUUGGCUGGCGGCGGCGGGAGCGGCGGCGUCGGCUCUCUGCUCAGCCUCGUGCCCACCAUGCCGGGUGUCGUGACACCCGGUGGUGGCCGCGGCGGCGCGUGGAGCCAUGUGCCGGUGGCACCUGCGCCGCAGCUCCAGCCGCUGCCGCCGCCGCCGCCCUACCAGAGUGCUCAGAACAACCGCGCCCCAGGCAGCGCUGCGGGCAAUGGCGUGAAGAGCGCUGCGGGUGUGGACCUGCUCUGCGUGUCCAGUGUGGGCGCUGCCGGCGGCGGCAGUGGCUCGGUGGAGGUCGCCCCCACCGCGCCGCUGCCGCCGCCGCUGCUCAUGUCCGCCGCCUCGGCCAACACCGCCGCCAGCACGGCGGCGGCGGCGGCCAUGAUCAGUCAGCAGCUGCUUCCCUUCCGCCUGGCGCUGUACCUGGUGUCAACGGAGCCGCUGCCCAGCGGUGUGUUGGAGGCGGUGGCGGCGGAGAUGCGCGGCCUCAUGCCGCUCGUGUUCGGUGUCAUGCACGACGUGUUGGGCGCGGGCGGCGCCGCCACCUGCGACAUGGUCAGCCUGCAGGGGCAGCUCAUGCCACGUGUCAUCCCGGCCGCCGCAGCCGCCGCCGCCGCCGCUCUGCCACGCACCGUGUCGCUGGACCUCGGCUCGCCACACCCCGGCGCCUCCAGCGGCAGCGGCCUAGCCCUCGGCGGCGGCGGCCACCCCGCCUUUGCGGCGACCAGCAGCGGCAUGGCCGCCGCGGGCAGGAGCGUCGGCGGCAGUGGCGGAGGUGGCGGUGGCGGCGGCAGCACACUCCGCUCGCCCCGCAGCCGCCACCCGCCGUCACACCACUACGUGCCCGCCAACGGCAGUACGGGCGUCAGCGGGACCAUGGGGCGCCGGGGCUCGGGCGCCGGCGUGGCCUUCAACAACCCGGCCCUGGGCAGCACCAGCCGCCUGCGCCUGGCGUCAGCGGGAGCGGGGCAGCCACAUGGCCUGGGUGGCGGCGGCGGCGGCGGCGGCAUCAACGGCGGCGGCUUGGGGCCGCUGCAGGUGGUGGACCCGGCGGCGGCGGCGAUGGGGCGUGCCGGUGUGGGCGACGCGGUUUUGGAGCUAAAUCAGCAUGGUCUGGGCGGCUUGGAGGGCGGCGGGGGCGAGGAGGAGGAGGAGGAGGGCGAGGGGCUGGACGGGCUGCUGUCGUCCAUGCAGGGCGAGGACCUGGACAUGGAAGCAGCCAUGCUGGGUGCCCUGGGCUGCCAGCCCUUCCCCCCCUACAGCCCCGCGGUGGCAGCGCUGAGGGGCAGCGCACCCAGCCUGCCGCUCAUCAUGUCCAGCCCACUGCUGCAGCUGGAGGACGUGGCUGGCCCGCGCCCCCUGGAGCUCAUGGUGAGCAGCGCGCGCAGCCGGCUGAGUGCGGUGAUGGCCACACCCGCCACAGACGUGCGGGAGGAGUCCAGCCUGGCUGUGUCUCAGGACUUGGCGGCAGUGGACCUGUUGGAGGUGGUGGGCAGUGGAGGACAGGGCGUGGUGUUCCGCGGCACGCUGCACGGCCUGGAGACCGCCAUCAAGGUGUGGGAGCACACCGGCCGCGCGCCGCUGGAGCACGGCGGCGAGGGGCUCACGGCCGGCGGCGGCGCCCUCAGCGGUGAGGGCGACGGCGAGGGCGGCGGCAGCGGCAGCGGGCCGGGCGCGGGUGGGCCCAGCGAGGCUGACAAGGCCAAGCAGCAGCAGGAGGAGCAGCUGGCCACGGACUGCAUCCGUCAGGCCAAGCGCGGCGCCAUGGAGGUGGCGGUGACCGCCACACUGAGCCACCCCAACAUCGUCCAGACCUACGCGCACUUCAGCGAUGUGGUGGUGGUGGAGCGCCAGCCGCAGCACCAGCAGCACGGCGCGCCGCCCCCGGCCCCGCCCCCCGGCGCCGCCCCCGCCGCGCCGCAGCUGCGCCUGUGCGCGCACGACGAUCCGGUGUUCCGCGGCCGCAAGGCGGGGCCGCUCAACACCGUGCUGUGCCUGCCUGGCAAUGUGCUCCUCAAGUCCAGUCCCCGUUACCCGCGCGGCUGGACAUGCAAGCUGUCCGACUUCGGCUGUGUGCGGCUGAUGGACGAGCAGGGCACGGACGGAGGCUGCGGCUUCCGCAUGGCGCAGGUGUUUGGCACGGUCGCUUAUCUGUCUCCAGAGUGCUUCCACAAGGGGCGACUGCUGGGCGCGCCCGUGGACGUGUACGCGUUUGGCAUUGUGAUGUGGGAGCUGAUGCACUGCCGUACACCGUACAACGGUGUCGACCCCAAGGAGCUCCCCCGCCUGGUGGUUCGCAGUCACCUGCGGCCCGAGUGCCACCCCCUGGCGCCCGCAGACUACUGCGCUCUGUCCAGCCAGUGCCUGUCCGGCACGCCCGAGCGCCGCCCCACCGCCACCCAGCUGGUGGCGCAGCUGCAGCACAUGCUGGCAGCAGCCCGCGCCGCAGCCGCCAGCCAGCAGCGCGGCGGCGGCCGCGGCGCACUGCCCGCGCAGCUCUCCCAGCCGCUACCGCUGCCGCCACAGCCCCACCCUAACGCAGCCGCCCCGCACCCGCACCCACCGCUGCACCAGCCGCAUCAUAUGCAGCAGCAACAGGCGCAGCCGCAGAGGCCUUUGCCUCAGGUGCCACAGGUGCCGGCAGCGGCGCCGCACCCGUUCCAGCAGCACCCGCAGCGGGCGCAGCCCAGGCGGCUCCCCUCGGCCGGCAGUGUGCUCACCAUGCACCAGCACCAGCCGCUCCCGAACCAUCGCGGCGCGCCGGUUGCCUUAUCGCCUCCGGGCAACAGCGCCCACCGGCAGCAGCUGCUGCAGCAGCAGCAGCAGCAGCAGUACCAUCAGAAGAUGCCGCUUGCAAUGCAGCCAGGCGCCGCUGCCAUGGGCGGCGGCGGCGCAGGCGCUCUGCCCGGCAACGGCCUCAGUGCGGCAGCCAGCAGUUCGGGAUCUGGCUCCGGCACCGCCGCGGCUGCGGCCGCAGCCAUGUACGCCCCGCCACCCGCUGCCAUCGUGCGCGGCGCAAACGGCGCGGUGCGGGCGCACACGGGGGGCGGUGCGGGGCCUGCGGCGGGGCCGGGCCAGGCUCUGCACCCCGCCCUGGCCGCGGCCUUCCUGCGCCCCGGCUCCGGCAACGCCACCGAGGGCCACCGCAACGGCACCUCCGGCGGCGGACCCGCGCAGCACCGCCCGCAGCAGCAGCAGCAGCCGCAGCAGCAGCAGCAGCGGCAGGCUGCCUGGCAAGCGAGUGCGGCUGCUGUGUCGUCAUCGUCGACAGCCGGUGACGGCGAUGGCGCAGCAGCAGCAGCAACAGCAGCAGCAGCAGCAGCGGCAGCAGUCAAUGGCGGCGGCGGUGGCGGCCACCCCGCGGCGGGGCUGCCGCAGUCGCAGGGCGAGGGCCCAGUCAGCGAGCUGACACUGCGCACUGUGGACGCACCUGCUAUGGAGUGAGGUGAUGGGCACAGGCAGCCGCAAUGCAAGGCAUUUGCUGCACCGGGCCGUCAAGAGAGUGCCGUAUCGUGUGGCGGACGGCCAAGAUGGGGUGUCAGAUGUUACAGUGCCGCGGUGCCGUUUACACUCGACGAACCAAGGCGGGAGGAAAGUCGCACCCCUGCAGCGUAGGAGGCGUUGCUAUGUUAUUUUCAGGUAGUGCAGGAGGCUGUGUGCGGCUGUUUGUCUUCGUUUGUGGACCGAUGUCCGGAGAGGGGGUCGUUGCGAUGCGUAAGUGCUCUGAGGCGGGACGCGGUGCGCAGCGGUUUGGUUUGUAUUGGUACAUGUAUGACAUUGAUGAUCGCGAGUUGGGGGUGAUUCAUGCGUCCACUUCGGUGAGCCAUGUGUGAGCUAUCCAAGGCGUGCUCGCCACUUAGCAGUUGUGGGCCCGCAGGGAUGCGGAACAACCGCCGCCGCCGCCAGUCCACUCGGUCGCCGCUGCCGGCGGGCCAUUUGUCGAGGCGUUAGCGCGGCGGCGUGUGUGGGUAGCACCUGUCGGCAUGAGCAUGUUCGUGCCGAUGUCGAUGUCGAUGGCGGUCAGUCCUAGGUCUUAACGGGAAAGCGCCUAUCCAUGGCCAUUCAUGUUUUGGACUCGCCUCGCAUUCUAGAUGUAUACUGCGUCCAACCUGGGUGAACGAGGCGCCGUUACCGCGACCUCUGUCAUCGCCGCUUUGGCGUGAGAGAUAUGUCCUAACGGGACGGGGACGUUUCAGGGCUCACACAAGCCCAUGCACUGGCCUGCGGGAGAUGCCCUUGUGUUGCUCUUCCGAAGCAGUCGCGCAUUGCCCGCAGUCAAGGAGUUCGUAUUGCGUCUGUUAGCGAGCGACAGAGAUUUAGCAGUUGAGUUGGAGGAGUCCCACUGUGGGGAUGCGCAGCGGACGUUCCUUAUUGCGGCGGGUUUGUUUGGUAGCACGGGUCUAUGGGCUAGCUUCUGAGGCGGGUGGGGGUUUGCAACGAAAUUAGAGUUGAACCGACCAAACAGCACAUUCCAUUAGGGCGCCAUGGAUUGAUAGCCUCUUAUGGCAAUCCUAGUGCUGGCACGUGUGCGUGUCAACAUCAGCUUUCAAUGGUUUGCUCGGAAUGGCGCAUGGCCCAGGCGCAUUCAUGUGCUGACAAUCGUCGCGCCACUUGUACACUGACAUACUUAUGAGAUGGCCAGAUGGUGUUCUUAUGGUAUGGGGCUGUCGGGUGGCGACUGCAAUGUUGUAGCUUACGGUAGGGGUAGUUGGGCGACUUGGCCUUUGGUCCACCUGGGCACAGGAGGAGGAGGCGCACAUGUCAUGGCGUGCUCCGGUGUGUGCGGUGAUGUGGGUGUUGUGUUGUGUGGCGGGCGGGUACGUGCAAUAAUGCGCAUAUCAUGGACCGUUGCAGCGGGGGGCAUGUCAGCGCGCUUUCCAAUGGAUGUUAUAUGUGUAUGUAGCGCCCCCGGAGCGAAAUCUUUUGCUUGCGCGUGCGAGACAAAGGCUGGUAGAUGCGCGGCAGCACUGCCGCAUUGCAAUGGUUAUUAACCGGUAAUGGCUUUUGUUCACCUGUGCAUUGCUGAAAGCGGCUAGCUUGCUAGCUGCUCGGCAUGAAACGGUUGCCUGAGAGGACUAAUAGCGACAUGAGGUCUGAUAAUGGAUUAGCAAAUGGCGUAGGAGUCAACAUGCUGGUGCAUGACUCCCGGCGGCUUCCUGCCUGCCGCACCUGAAACCCUAAUGUACUGCAUCAAGGCGUAGAAGGCGAGAGGCCAGGAGAGAGGGUCGACAAAAUCCUAUGCGUUAGGAAACGAAACGUAUUUCCUGCGUGUGUGUGUGUGUGUGUGCGCGCGCGCGUGUGCGUGUAUGUAUGUAUGUAUGUAUGUGUGUGUGUGUGUGUGUGUGUGUGUGUGUGUGUGUGUGUGUGUGUGUGUGUGUGUGUGUGUGCGUGUGUGCGUGUGUGUGUGUGUGUGUGUGCCUGUGAGGCGUCGGAUGAGGACAUGGGGCCCCUCAACAACCGAACCUAAUACGGGGCAAGGUAUGAGGGUCUGGAUGAAGGGCCACUCAUAGGGUCUCCCACUCUGCCAGUGUGGGCGUCGCUGUGGCCUGCUGUUGUGAAGAUGCGAACCUGGAGACGCGGUGUUGUGCUCUUGGCCAUUCGAAUAUUGGGCACUGAGCUGUCACGAUAUGGCGGGUGACCGGACUGGGCACGGUUCGUGUCGGUCAGGGUGCCUUAGGCUUGCGUGUGUGUCAGAGUUGUGGGUCUGAGGCCAGUUGUUUUAGGGCUGUUGCGGAGUGCGGACGUCAUUGGUUGGUGUGCCGUCUCUGUCUGGAGGUGUGGCGAGCUGAGAGCGUCAGCGAGUUUGGGAUAGCGUGUAUCCGGAUAGGGCCAGUUGCGCUUCCGCGAGCCCCACUUGUGGGUCGCCGGUGAGCUCGAGACGGUCUUCUCGCUUUGAGCAGCUUUGAGCUCUCUGAUACUACUUGCCGGUCAGUGAUUCAACUAAUGAGUCAAGCACAAAGCAUUAUUACGAGCAGUCCCAACGGGGACACAUUGCCUGUAACACGCCGAGGUC